CGGCCGGCAGGUGCCGUAAAGCGUCGUGUUUUGACUGAAGGAGGUCAUUAGAAAGUGAGGAGGAAGGAGUCCGGGCACCGACAAAUUCAGUGGCAGCUAGUUUCUGAUGCCGCUGUGAGGCACACGCGCCAGCCAAAGACCCCCCCGUGUAGUAUUACAAGCGCCGCGACAUGCUUCGUCUGAUCCUGCGGCUCCGGCCGUCCGCCGGGCUCUCCUCCUGUCCCGGUGCCCUCCCGGCGGGGCCUUCCGCUCUCGGCUCUCGCUCCGUGCCCGUCGCCGGCCGUCUGCGGCGGCUUCACAGCUCCCGCGCCGCGUCGCUGGGUUGGAGCCUCGGCCACAGAGCGACCCUCCCGCGGUGUCCUCAGCUGGGCGCCGGCUGCCAGAGCAAGCGCUUCUACAGCCUCCCUCCGCACCAGAAGGUGGAGCUUCCUGCGCUCUCGCCCACCAUGCAGACGGGCACGAUCGCUCGCUGGGAGAAGAAGGAGGGGGAUAAAAUCAGCGAGGGGGAGCUAAUAGCCGAGGUGGAGACGGACAAGGCCACCGUGGGCUUUGAGAUGAUGGACGAGUGCUACCUGGCUAAGAUCCUGGUUCCUGAAGGCACCAGAGACGUCAGCGUCGGCUCGGUGAUCUGCAUCACGGUGGACAGCCCCGACCUCAUCGCGGCCUUUAAGGAUGUCACGUUGGACUCUGCUAAAGCCGCUGGUGCUGCCCCUUCACCUGCUGCCUCUGCUCCUCCUCCUCCUUCUUCUUCGCCUGCCGCUCCGUCCCCCGCGGCGCCGGGCAGCUCUUACCCCCCACACAUGAAGGUUGCACUUCCUGCACUCUCUCCCACCAUGACGAUGGGAACGGUGCAGCGCUGGGAGAAGAAGGUUGGAGAGAAGCUGAGUGAAGGGGAUUUGCUGGCUGAGAUCGAAACGGACAAGGCAACCAUUGGCUUCGAGGUGCAGGAGGAGGGUUAUCUGGCUAAAAUCCUGGUAUCAGAGGGAACCCGGGACGUCCCUCUGGGAGCGCCGCUCUGCAUCAUCGUGGAAAAAGAAAGUGACAUCGGUGCCUUCAAGGAUUACGUGGAGACCGGGAUGGGAGACGUGUCAGCGCAGCCUCCUGCUCCCACUCCCCCUCCUGUAACGACUCCAGCUCCCAGCGCUGCUCCAGCUGCUGCCGCCGCCCCAGCGGCUCCGAGGAAGGGCCGUGUGUUCGCCAGCCCCCUGGCCAAGAAGCUCGCCGCCGAGAAAGGAAUUGACCUGGCGCAGGUCAGCGGAUCUGGUCCUGAUGGACGCGUCACCAGGAAAGAUAUCGAGAGCUUUGUUCCACCAAAGGUUGCUCCUACUGUAGCUGCUGCUCCCAGCCCAGCUGCUGCCAGAGCUGCUCCUGCACCCUCUGCAGCUCCGGCUGCUCCAGCUGGCACCUUCACAGACAUCCCUAUCAGCAACAUCCGCAAGGUCAUCGCUCAGAGGUUGAUGCAGUCCAAGCAGACCAUCCCCCACUACUAUCUCUCUGUAGACGUUAACAUGGACCGGGUGCUCGAGCUUCGACAAGAGCUCAACGAGGAGGUGAAAGGCCAGAAUAUCAAGCUCAGCGUGAAUGAUUUUAUCAUCAAAGCCAGCGCUCUGGCCUGCCUCAAGGUCCCCGAGUGCAACUCCUCCUGGAUGGACACGGUCAUUCGCCAGAAUCACGUGGUGGACGUGAGCGUGGCGGUGAGCACGGCCAACGGCCUCAUCACGCCCAUCGUGUUCAACGCCCACGUCAAAGGCCUCGCCGCCAUCACCUCCGACGUGGCGACGCUCGCUGCCAAGGCCAGGGAGGGCAAGCUGCAGCCUCACGAGUUCCAGGGAGGAACGUUCACAAUCUCCAACCUGGGGAUGUUUGGCAUCAAGAACUUUUCGGCGAUCAUCAACCCCCCGCAGGCGUGCAUCCUCGCCGUCGGAGGCUCCGAGAAACGACUGAUGCCCGCCGACAACGACAAAGGAUUCGACGUGUCCAACAUGAUGUCGGUAACGCUAAGCUGCGACCACCGGGUGGUGGACGGAGCGGUGGGAGCGCAGUGGCUGGCGGAGUUCAGGAAGCUGCUGGAGAAACCGGUCACCAUGCUGUUGUGAUCAGACUGUAGCGCCACUGAGCGGCAGGAGCAGGCGCAGACCUGACGCCGGGGAGAUCCGAUUGGCCUGGGUCCCCGCGUGAUUGGUCGGCCUGCCACAAGGUCACUCCCGCUUUUAAGCCUGAUGGGAGAAAAGGCAGAGCUCACUCCGAUUACCUAUCUGUCCGUCUCACUCUCUCUCUCUCUCUCCUCUCUUACCUUCUUCUCACUCUCUUUGAUUGGUUUUAUUUAUUUUGGCCCCAUCUGAGAGACCAGAAUUAGGCUUCAUUAAUCUUGGACUAUAUGUCACAAAAGUGCUGAAAAUAAUUAACAAAAGGAAGUGUUACAUGCCCAUCCAGUCAGCAUAUUCAUCCUAUAACUUGUGUGUGUGUGUAUUUCUGCAGACUUUUAUGUCACUUACAGCCAACAUGGUCAAAUAUUAAAGGAAGAUGACGCAUAAACAAUCCAAAUUCUCACACACACACACACCCCAGUCUUCAUUAAGUGGCCACAAACAUACCAGUGGAAAUACUUUAUGCGUUUUUUUUCUGAGGGUUAAAGCUACGGUGUGUUUUAUAGAUAUCACUGUGGACCAACACAGUGUUUGUAUAUUUCUGUACAUGGUGGCGAGCCGUCGGGUUGGAAUAGCCAUGCGCUCAUUUAAAGACCUCGCCGUAGCAAACGACGAGCUGUACAGCCCCCGAGGGAUUAGAGACACUGAGGGUUUUACCGAUUCUCUCUCCUGUCCUAUUUAUUUUCUAGUGUCCUGCAUUUUUCUCGGUCAGCUGAAACGCACAAACACGGUGCUGGAUGUUGUUAAUAAAGGAAAAAUAAACUGGGAGAUUACAAGCGUC
Molecule: messenger RNA, 2928 nt
Organism: Fundulus heteroclitus (mummichog)
Lineage: Eukaryota; Metazoa; Chordata; Actinopteri; Cyprinodontiformes; Fundulidae
Gene: dlat
Product: dihydrolipoamide S-acetyltransferase (E2 component of pyruvate dehydrogenase complex)
Exons: 14
Coding region: 171-2096 (641 amino acids)
Biological process (GO): pyruvate decarboxylation to acetyl-CoA
Cellular component (GO): pyruvate dehydrogenase complex
Molecular function (GO): dihydrolipoyllysine-residue acetyltransferase activity
Source: RefSeq, a predicted model, not a curated record